This is a messenger RNA of Ochotona curzoniae (black-lipped pika), 3503 nucleotides long. RefSeq names its product membrane magnesium transporter 1 (gene MMGT1). The transcript has 4 exons. NCBI's taxonomy places the organism in Eukaryota, Metazoa, Chordata, Mammalia, Lagomorpha, Ochotonidae. Gene Ontology annotation, cellular component: EMC complex; Golgi apparatus; plasma membrane. The coding region runs from base 310 to 705 and encodes 131 amino acids. The record is from RefSeq and is a predicted model, not a curated record.
CUCUUCGCGUCCCCAUUGAUCCCGCUUUCCCAGUCCUUUACACCCUCCGCUCAGCCCCACCCCGUCUCACAAGGCCCAAAGCGCAAGCUCCCAGCUCUCCCGAACCCUUUUCCGCGUCCCUCACUCCUCCUUCCCGACAUUCCCGUUUCCGCUUUCUCGCUGCUCCCGUUUUUAUCACCCCUGAGACACUUCACACGCUAAGGUCUUCAGUGACGUCAUCUCUCGGCGCCGCACUGACACCCGCCGGUGAAAAAGGGAACAGCUCCGCCGCCCUUCGCCUCUUUGUUGGGUUGCAGCUCCUUCAGUAUCAUGGCGCCAUCGCUGUGGAAGGGGCUGGUAGGCAUCGGCCUCUUUGCUUUAGCCCACGCCGCCUUUUCCGCUGCUCAGCAUCGUUCUUAUAUGCGAUUAACAGAAAAAGAAGAUGAAUCACUGCCAAUAGAUAUAGUGCUUCAGACACUUCUGGCCUUUGCAGUUACCUGUUAUGGUAUAGUUCAUAUUGCAGGGGAGUUUAAAGACAUGGAUGCUACUUCAGAACUAAAAAAUAAGACAUUUGAUACAUUAAGGAAUCACCCAUCCUUUUAUGUAUUUAAUCAUCGUGGUCGAGUACUGUUCCGGCCUUCGGAUGCCACAAAUUCUUCAAAUCAGGAUGCAUUGUCCUCUAGCACAUCACUGAAGUUACGAAAACUUGAAUCACUGCGCCGUUAAGAUUUUUACAAAUUAGGAUAUGACAGGACACAAAGCUGAAUAUUGGAGUUUGGGGUAUAAAACACACUCCCCCCAUUAGUAUUUAUAUUGAUCUCUCAGACCAAUUAAAAAAAAAAAACUAUGGCCAUUGUUUGUACAUUGUUGGUCAAGUUCUUAAUGCAGUAUUGGUUAUCUAUGAAAUGAAUCUUUGAUUGAAUUUAAUAUAAGGAAAUUUUUUCAUUUAAGACAAAUUCACGUAUUUUGUAAAGUCACUGUUUUGAACACAUUGAAAAAUGUUGAUGGUUUCUGUGAUUAUUUAUUUUCUUAAAAUUCUUUUCUUUUGCACUACAGUUUUUAGGAUCCUUUUGGAAUUACUGUGUGACUACUGCAUUUUGCAGCAUGAAUUAUAGUAAAAUGAUCUUCAGUUCUUAGGAAAUGAACUUCCCUAAUGAGACCAAAAUGGUGACAUAUACCUUCUUCUUAUAUCCCCUCACAAGUGGCUCUGCUUCAGCAAAUAUUUGCCGAUCUUUCAUUUAUCCAUGGUUUCUGACUCCACCCCACUCCUGUAUACUUUCUAGCAUUGACUGUCUUGUGUAAUCACUUCUCAGAUUCUGUGUACAGUAUGAAAUUUUUGUGUCGUAACAGAAGUAUUUAACAGGUUCAACUUGCUGUAAAACUAUUUGUGUUCUCUUCCUUUAUGUGUUAAAAUGUGCUCUAAGUGAUUAUAUAGUAUAGGAAUAGUUAAAGAUAGACCAAAAGACUAUUUGUGAUUUCAUUAUCCUGCCUAUGUAGAACAAUAAUUGUUGAGGAAAGCUGAUUGCUUGUUGUUAAUUUAAUUUAUUUAGAGUUGCUGUUAGCUGUUUUCAUGCUAAACUAGUGAAUUAAAUGAAAAUAAAACGUCUCAUUAAUCUAAAGGCAGACUUAAAGAAAUUGGGCCAAAUAUGUUCUAAAUAUUUGGAACAAAUUAUUUAAUUUUUUUUAAUAAAAUGCAAGGCCAUUUGAGAUUUAUAGCAGGUUUGGAGUUUUCUGUCUGUCUUCAGUCUAUGUUGGUGAGGAUGAAGACAUAGAAUUAAAUUCUUUUAGAAAGAGUAAUUUUACUUUUAGAGCAAUUGGCUAGCCUUUUGAUCCAGAAUGCUGCAGGAAACUGAAUGUUUUGAUGUAGGACAUAAUGCAUUUUUGAAUUGUACAGGUGUAAGCACAUUGCUUUUGUUGAAUUGUAUAGGUGUAAAGGGAAUGUCUGCAGAUUUGAAAAGGAAAUAUGCUUAAAGCAAGACUCAUAAGAUGUCCUUAUACUUGAUGGCAUUUUCCAUUAGAACCGAACCUCACUCCUUCUGUUCUGCCUGGUAACGCACAGCCCCAAGGCAUAAGAUGAAUUUGUCAUUGCAUUUUUUAUUAGUGUUUUGUUCUGUUUUGUUUCGCUGAUCUAGUCUUUCUGUGGAACACUGACUGCUCUCUAAUGAGAACAAAGUUAGAAUCUGCCGAUAGCCUAAAAUAAUUUGAAACGUGUGAAGAAUGUGAAGUCAGGUAAAAGUAAUAAUGAAAUCAAAGUAGUGUGGAAAAAAGCAAGCUCCUUAUGCCAGUUUUGUCUACCAUUUCCUCAGGUAUCACUUGACUUGGCAGAGUCUCUUGUUUUCUUCUCUUGCGGCUGAAUUCCUUUCCUAAUAUGUUUCCAUGGUGUUGUGAGAUGUAGUUUGCCUACCUUACAGUUGACCCAACUAAAGGGUGCAAUUCUGUGACUUUCAGUAAAUCACAAAAUUGUGCAAUAUUGGCCACAAUCACUUUUAGAACUUUUUGUAGUCCCCACAAAGAAUCCCCUUGCCCUGUAACAGUUGCCUCAUUUUCACCCAGUUCUGCCCCCGACCCUAAUCUACUUUCUCUCUGUGUGGGUAUGCCUUUCCUGGACAUUUAAUAUAAAUGAAUUUAUACAGUGUGAGUCUUUUGUGAGUGGAUUUCCCCCAGAGGCUUUCUAUGUGGAGUGAAAAGUUAUUCUUUAUCUUGUGAUUACUUAUUGUUGUGAAAGGACAUGGUUGGCAAAAUUAAUAUAUUUGAGAGAAGACCAGACUUAGCAGAUUUCUCAGUUGAUCAUUUGCAAUAGUUUUUCUUCAUAGUAAUCAGUGUAUUACUUUACAAUGUUUUCACUAGCUUCUAGAAUGGAUAUUGAACUCUCUGCCUGCCCAGUUAGGAAAGACCUGCUAAAAAUGAUGCCAAAUAAUUUGGCUAUAAUUGACAUAAUAAUUUUGAGUGUGCUAGCAGCUUGUAUACCUCAGGCCAGGUGAGCUCACCUAAUUUCUCUUCAAAUUGACCCCAGUCAAUUUCUGCUGUCUUUUCCAAGUAUAUACAUAGGACUAAAGGUGAUUCAGGUGCAUUGUAACCCUGAUAAAUGUAUUAACUAUGGCACUUAAUUUACAGCACAGUGAGACACUCAGUUACUGCCUAGGACAGUUCAAAACCAUGUGAGCUAGCUAAGUCUGCAGUGGACUAUGAUUUCAAUGACAUUCAGAAGUGUGUAUCAAUCACAGUUUUGAGAAUACAGAAAGACUCACUUGUUAAUAACGAGGGAGCCAGCCAAAUGGCCUUGUGGCAGAAAAUGCAGAUUGAUGAAUUGGGAAAUCUUGUGCGCUCUAGCUUUGUACUGGUUGUUUCCUAAGCACUGUGGCACAACAGCAUCUUCCUGGUUGUAUGUGGCCUGUUUCCAUGAUGUAUUGAGUGCUGUUUGUUGGGAGCAUCAGUGCCUGUAACAACAAACUAAACUUAUAUUUUGGAUAUAUUUUCUCUCUUUAAAUGAACUUACCCUGUCUAAUAAAUAAAUGAUUGUCUCA